UUUUUCCGAUCCACGAUCUGCCUGCCUUCAUUCUCUUUGCGAGCAUUCUCCUGCCUUGUUUCUAUGCUGAAGAAGGGCUGUAGUGGGUACACUCUGCAGGUUCAUGCAGUGGGGUUGUUGCAUGUUUGUGUUUGUGUUUUUUUUUUUUUUUUUUUUUUUUCGGGUUGUAGUGUUAAUUUGUAGGGUGAGAAGGUGGUGGAGGUCGUGGGUUGGAAUUUGAUCCCGGGGGGAGGACGUAGUAGUAGCCUCGAAGGUUCCUGGCACGGGUGCUUGUGAGAAGCAAGCACCGUGUUGAGAUGCAUUUUCUUGUUUCUAUUUUAGAGAAAGUUGGCGUUGCAUGAUUAGGACCUGCGAGUGGGGCUGUGUGUAGUGGGUGGGUUGCGGGAUUGCGAGUCGCUUUGAUAAGCUCCCCGGGUGCGGUUCAAAUUUUGGCUUUUCCUCCUGUGUGUGGACGAAGGCGUGGUGUGGCAUUUAGGGUGAGCAGACCUCACAUGUGCGACGACAUGGCGUUCAGCUAUUCAAGAGAGUAGGCCGACGAUCGAAAACGAGGCUGGCCAAUAACAUUUGAAAUUGGAACUGGGUUUGCUAGCUUUCCGGCAGAUUUAGCCUGCCUCCUACUCUGGUGAAGAUGGGUGCCAUGGAGGUUUUAGAUUAUAGCAUUACUUUGGGGAAGAGAGACAGAGAUUAUGAAGUUAAGGAAGCUGCAAGAAUGGGAAUAGAGAGCGCGCGGAGACUGCUUCAGUCCCUCACGCAUGCGCAACCCGCAGUAGUAGAUGAGGAAUGUGACACAAUCGCCACUGCUGCCAUAUCCAAAUUUCAGAAGGUCGUGUCUUUACUGGGUCGCACUGGACACGCAAGGUUUCGUAGGAGAGCGCGUGACUCUACGGUGACGGGAUGCGCAGGCGUAUUUUUAGAAAGCUCAAAUUUCUUUACGGAUAAUGCGCAGGUGCUGGAGCCAAGAGAUAGACCCGUCUCUUCUGGCCAUGCCAGCCCGUCCCCGUCCCCAUUCACGCCGAUAGCCUCAUCAAAACCUCCGCAAUCGCCUGAACUUCAGCGUAUCCUAUACCAGGUAUUUCCUCAAAGCUCCCCUACUUCAGCUGGCGAGGCAUCCGUCCCGAGCGGUUCAACCCACAGUAUACUCCACCCCACGCCGAAAGCUCACCACCUUCUGCAUAGUGUCCAACAGGGGCCAAUGCAACAAAGCCUUCCAGAGCAUAUAUUACGUCCACUAGCUGCUGGGUAUCGGCCAGUGCUUCCACCAAAUCUUUUCAAUAAUAAGCAUGAUGUGAGCAACAAGGGCCCUAGCCCUGGCAACAGUUCGUUGAAUUCGGGGCCUCCGGAAUCGGCGACCACCGUGUCCUUCUCUAACAUGAGCGUGGAUAGGAUCAGCCAGCAGACGGGCAAAUCACUAGAACAGCCUUCGCCGUUGCCUCCGCGCCCCCAGGCGUCAAAUUCCAGGAAAAGGUGUUCUGGCAAAUCUGACGAAAAUGGCGCAACAUGUGCAAUCCUUGGCCGCUGCCAUUGCUCGAAACGCAGGAAAUUGCGGUUGAAGAGGACAAUCAAGGUGAGAGCAAUCAGCAGCAAAUUAGCUGACAUACCUCCGGAUGAUUACUCGUGGCGCAAGUAUGGCCAGAAGCCUAUCAAGGGAUCACCGCACCCAAGAGGAUACUACAAGUGCAGCAGCAUACGCGGAUGUCCAGCCAGAAAACACGUUGAGCGAUCCAUGGAAGAUCCAACGAUGUUAAUUGUCACAUAUGAAGGCGAACACAACCACCCACAAUUAUCUGCGAAUGGUGGCUUGACGGUGCAGUCACAUUAGAGAAGCAUGUAUAUUGCAGUAGGGUUACAGGCUCAUUACCUACAUAGAGAGUGCGCUGAAUCCCCUCGUACUCACGUAGAAACUUUGAAAUCGUGUCAAGUAUGUACCCAUUUUGUACUCCAAUUUUUUUGUAAAGUAUACUCUGAUUUCCUUUUACAAAUUCA
Molecule: messenger RNA, 1983 nt
Organism: Physcomitrium patens
Lineage: Eukaryota; Viridiplantae; Streptophyta; Bryopsida; Funariales; Funariaceae
Product: putative WRKY transcription factor 11
Biological process (GO): regulation of DNA-templated transcription
Molecular function (GO): sequence-specific DNA binding; DNA-binding transcription factor activity
Source: RefSeq, a predicted model, not a curated record